AUGUCAUCCAACCACGGCAUUAGCCCCGCUGAGCCCCUCCCCCUUACUACCUGGAUCCAGGAUAGAAUAUCGGCGCUAUACCAGGCCACCACCGAGGCAGCGUUUAAUGAAGCCUUCGAUGUUCUACUCCACCAAGAUGCCCAGAUCUACGUGAACGGUGCGCGCCUUACUCGCGUCGAGUAUAAGCGACAAGUGCAAGAGCAGAAGCUCGUCGAGCACUCUGCCACCUUAACUUUCUCCAACGCGGUGCAAGUGCAGGGCAAGUCUGUCGACUUAAACGAGACCGGCAGUGUCGGUGUUUUCUACAAGGCUACCAUCUACGAGAAUGCUCUGGUAGGAGCGGGGCGUAUGACGAAUAUCAUUACCUCCUCGCUGAAUGCCAUGUGA
Molecule: messenger RNA, 387 nt
Organism: Rhodofomes roseus
Lineage: Eukaryota; Fungi; Basidiomycota; Agaricomycetes; Polyporales; Fomitopsidaceae
Exons: 2
Coding region: 1-387 (128 amino acids)
Source: RefSeq, a predicted model, not a curated record